AUGUUAUCCAUUAUUCGAAAUAUUGUUGUUUGUCAACAGACGAAGUUCUUUCGUUUAAAUGCUUUUAUUCGUUUAACUAGUUCAUUACAAGAAAAACAUAAAGAACAUUCAAUAAAGGCAAAAGAUUUUUUUGUUGAUCCAAAUUUAAUUCAAGCAUUUAAAAAAAUAAAAGAAGGUGAUUAUAGACCAACACCAAUUGAUAUGAAUUCAUUAAAAUCUAAUCCAAAUGUUUCAUCAACUGACAUGAAUUCAUUAAAAUCUAACCAAAAUGUUUCAUCCGUUCAUAUGAAUUCUAAUAAUCCAUUAUCAAAACGUGAAAAACUUCGUCAAGAUAUGCUUGGUAAACUUGUGUAUGUUGGAAAAUUAGAUAAACCAUUUAAAGCCGCUAAAUCACUUUCAUUAGCAUCAAGCAUUGGUGGUGCUAUUUGUUAUCCAGUUAUGAUACCAAAAAUUCUUGAAGAAACAUCUUUAUUUGUGGCUAUUGGUUAUACAAUAAUAUCAGCAACAUUUGUUCUUUUAACACCAUCUCUUAUACAAUUAAUAUGUAAACGAUAUUUAACAUCAUUAUAUUAUCAUGAACAAACAGGACAAUUUACGGGUUUUUAUAAAAAUUUUUUUAUGAUGGAAAGACAAAUAAGAUUUCGUGCUGAAGAUGUUGAAGUACCUCCAAUAACUGGAAUGUUUACAUCAAUGUUGAUUAAAAAAAAUCCAUACUUUAUUAAUCAUGACGAUUUUUAUGAUAAACAAGUAUUAAUUAAAAUGUUAGGUUAUGAUAAAGAAUUUGAUUUUAGUAAAUAUACAAAAGAUAUACAAAAAGGUGAUGAUGAUGAUGAUGAUGUUAAUGUUAAUAAUAACAAUAGGACAAAAUGA
Molecule: messenger RNA, 870 nt
Organism: Rotaria sp. Silwood1
Lineage: Eukaryota; Metazoa; Rotifera; Eurotatoria; Philodinida; Philodinidae
Source: the annotation of a GenBank genome assembly